UUUCGUUCUCUCUCUAACCCAAAUCUCCCAAUCCACACAGAAGUCUUUUUACUAUUAAAUGGCGGGAGUCUAAUUAAACCAGAUCCAAUUGCUCUCUCUAGAAUCCCUCCGUCUUUUCUUAUUUACCUUUCCCAUCUCUCUUUGUAGUCUCUAGAAGAAAAAAGAUUCAUCCUUUUUCUGCAAAUUAGACAAGUAGACCUAUCAAUGUCUAUUUAUUUAUAAGCUGGUUGCUCAAAAAAGAAAGAGAGAGUUAGGGUUUUAGCAGCUUUUGAUACGAUGGAGGGUAAUGUUUCGAACCAUUUAGGGGUUCGAAACAACACUAAUGAGGAAGUGAAUAGAACGAAGUUUGGGCAGUCUGAUGAGAGAACCGUAUAUGAGGUUCAGCAUGGAACUCAGCCGAAUCACGGGGAUUACUGUUCUAUUACGAUAGAUGAUGGGGGAGGACUUGACAAUGAGAUGUUACAACAAAGAAUUCAUAGUGUGUAUAGACAAAGAGAGGAUCUGCAUAAUAUGGAGGUUGAGCUUCGAGCUCAGAUAAUGGCUAGAUCUGCUAUUGUUGAAAUGAAAAACAGCUUUGAUGUUCAGAUGAAGGAACACGUGAAUGCAUAUGAGGAACUAAAGGAGCAACUGGAAGAAAGGGAAAGCAUCAUACACGAGAUGGAAUUACAAAUGGAAGAGAAAGAUAGAGAGCUUCGUGCUAUCACUAUAGAUAAUGAAGCGGCAUGGGCGAAGGAGGAUCUUCUUAGAGAGCAAAACAAAGAGUUGGCCAGCUUCCGGUGUGUUGUUUUUGAGAAACCUUGUCUGUUACUUGUUAUGAAUGUAGUCUCAGCUCUACUGUUGUUCACCGGCCACUUAUAUCAAGCUCAUUAUAUUAGUUGUGGGUUAGAUCAGCUAAGGGAAUGAAGUGCGCAGUAUUCUGUUGGGAUCAGAGGCAUAAAGAGUACAACUGUACCUUGGAUCAGUGGGAGACUGAUCACUGAUUGGGGUUCAAUUACA
Messenger RNA from Papaver somniferum (opium poppy), 996 nucleotides. RefSeq lists its product as uncharacterized. The record is from RefSeq and is a predicted model, not a curated record. Bases 277 to 903 code for a protein of 208 amino acids. NCBI's taxonomy places the organism in Eukaryota, Viridiplantae, Streptophyta, Magnoliopsida, Ranunculales, Papaveraceae. The transcript has 6 exons.